Messenger RNA from Cucumis sativus (cucumber), 1050 nucleotides. RefSeq names its product ethylene-responsive transcription factor ERF039. Gene Ontology annotation, biological process: regulation of DNA-templated transcription. Lineage: Eukaryota; Viridiplantae; Streptophyta; Magnoliopsida; Cucurbitales; Cucurbitaceae. The transcript has a single exon. Gene Ontology annotation, molecular function: DNA binding; DNA-binding transcription factor activity. Bases 213 to 971 code for a protein of 252 amino acids. The record is from RefSeq and is a predicted model, not a curated record.
UUGUCGACACUUUCUCUCCCCAUUGUGUGUUGAAGACGUGUCGCAAUUAUAUUGACUCCAUGCAAUUUGGUACGGCAACUUGUUGUUGCUUAAAACCCCCCUAUCCUUCUCAUUUCUUCAAUUUACUCCUCACUCUCACACACGUUUCAAUUUCUCUCUCUCUUUCUUCCAAUUAAUUUCUCACCAAUAAACAGCUCCAAAAUCACUUGCCAAUGGCCGACGCCACCGUGCCGGACAUCGACUCCGGUGGUGCCAAUUCCUCCUCGUCCUCGUCUUCGUCCUCGACGUCAGGUUCAAUAUCGUCUCCAUCAAAACAAGCCAUUGGUCGAAGACCGAAGCGCGGUCGAGAAAGCAGCAACAAUAGUCCUCACCCAAGUUACCGCGGCGUCCGAAUGAGGGCGUGGGGUAAAUGGGUGUCCGAAAUUCGAGAGCCGAAGAAAAAGAGUCGGAUCUGGCUCGGCACCUUCGCUACACCUGACAUGGCAGCACGUGCUCACGACGUAGCUGCUCUUACUAUCAAAGGCAAUUCCGCCAUCCUUAAUUUCCCUGAACUCGCCGCCUCAUUCCCCCGUCCCGCCUCCUCCUCUCCUCGCGACGUUCAAUCCGCUGCUGCUCUUGCUGCUUCAAUGCAACUUCCUGAUGUCAUGAUCUCACCUCCACCACCUCCGCCAUCACCACCCUCAUCGCCUCCGUGUUCGUCGUCGUCCGAGUUGGAUGAGUCGACACCAGAGGAAUUGAGUGAAAUUGUUGUAUUGCCAAGUUUGGGGACAGGGUACGAGGAAUCGGCUGAGUCGGUGACCGAGUUCGUGUUUGAUGAGUGGCAAUAUAGCUAUGGGCCAUGGGAUCAAGAAAAGGAUAGCUCAAAAGAAGAAGAAGAAGGUUAUGAAUACUUUAUAGAUCAAACGGCAAUGGCGGAAAGAGAGUGUGUGAUUCCUACUGCAUUAUUUCAACCUUUAUCUUUCUCGUGGUAACAUUAAAUUGAUAUCAUCUCUCUCUACAAAAACAAAAACAAAAAAAAGAAAGAAAAAAAAUCAAGUUGGGUUGUGAAUU